UCUGAGGCGGGGCGUCGGCCUGCAGCCAGCCCGCCGCUAGCCCGCCCUCCCCCGGCCGGCUCCUCGGCGCCGUCUGGGGUCCUUUCCGCCCGGUGCCGCCAGCUAACCCCGCGCCCGUUCGGCCAGGCCUGGAGCCGAGCCCUCCGCCAUCAUGCCGGCCGUAUCCAAAGGCGAUGGCAUGCGUGGGCUUGCCGUGUUCAUCUCCGACAUCCGGAACUGCAAGAGCAAAGAGGCUGAGAUCAAGAGGAUCAACAAGGAACUGGCCAACAUCCGCUCCAAGUUCAAAGGGGACAAGGCCUUGGAUGGCUACAGUAAAAAGAAGUAUGUGUGUAAGCUGCUCUUCAUAUUCCUGCUCGGCCAUGACAUCGACUUUGGACACAUGGAGGCCGUGAACCUGCUGAGCUCUAACAAGUACACGGAGAAGCAGAUAGGGUACCUGUUCAUCUCAGUCCUGGUGAACUCGAACUCAGAGCUUAUCCGGCUCAUCAACAACGCGAUCAAGAAUGACCUGGCCAGCCGCAACCCCACCUUCAUGUGCCUGGCCUUGCACUGCAUCGCCAACGUGGGCAGCCGUGAGAUGGGCGAGGCCUUUGCCGCUGACAUUCCCCGUAUCCUGGUGGCUGGGGACAGCAUGGACAGUGUGAAGCAGAGUGCAGCCCUGUGCCUACUGCGACUCUACAAGGCCUCGCCCGACUUGGUGCCCAUGGGCGAGUGGACGGCUCGAGUAGUGCACUUGCUCAAUGAUCAGCACAUGGGAGUGGUCACAGCUGCUGUCAGCCUCAUUACCUGUCUCUGCAAGAAGAAUCCGGAUGACUUCAAGACCUGUAUCUCCCUGGCUGUGUCUCGCUUAAGCCGGAUUGUCUCCUCGGCGUCCACGGACCUCCAGGACUACACUUAUUACUUCGUUCCUGCACCCUGGCUCUCUGUGAAGUUACUGCGGCUGCUACAGUGUUACCCACCGCCAGAGGAUGCGGCCGUGAAAGGGAGGUUAGUGGAGUGUCUGGAGACUGUGCUCAACAAGGCCCAGGAGCCUCCCAAGUCCAAGAAGGUGCAGCACUCCAAUGCCAAGAACGCCAUCCUCUUUGAGACCAUUAGCCUCAUCAUCCACUAUGACAGUGAGCCCAACCUCCUGGUCCGCGCCUGCAACCAGCUGGGCCAGUUUCUGCAGCACCGGGAGACGAACCUGCGCUACCUGGCCCUGGAGAGCAUGUGCACGCUGGCCAGCUCUGAGUUCUCCCACGAGGCCGUCAAGACCCACAUCGAGACUGUUAUUAAUGCCCUCAAGACGGAGCGGGACGUCAGCGUGAGGCAGCGGGCAGCUGAUCUCCUGUAUGCCAUGUGUGACCGGAGCAAUGCCAAGCAGAUCGUAUCAGAGAUGCUGCGGUACCUGGAGACUGCUGACUACGCCAUCCGAGAGGAGAUCGUGCUGAAGGUAGCCAUCUUGGCUGAGAAGUAUGCAGUGGACUACAGCUGGUACGUGGACACCAUCCUCAACCUCAUCCGCAUCGCAGGCGACUAUGUGAGCGAGGAGGUGUGGUACCGAGUGCUGCAGAUUGUCACCAACCGUGACGAUGUCCAAGGUUAUGCUGCCAAGACAGUGUUUGAGGCCCUCCAGGCCCCAGCCUGUCAUGAGAACAUGGUGAAGGUCGGUGGCUACAUCCUUGGGGAGUUUGGGAACUUGAUUGCUGGGGACCCACGCUCCAGCCCACCGGUGCAGUUCUCGCUGCUGCACUCCAAGUUCCACCUGUGCAGCGUGGCCACCCGCGCUCUGCUGCUGUCCACCUACAUCAAGUUCAUCAACCUCUUCCCUGAGACCAAGGCCACCAUCCAAGGUGUUCUGCGUGCGGGCUCCCAGCUGCGCAAUGCCGACGUGGAGUUGCAGCAGCGGGCAGUGGAGUACCUCACCCUCAGCUCCGUAGCCAGCACCGAUGUUCUGGCUACAGUGCUAGAAGAAAUGCCGCCAUUCCCUGAGCGGGAGUCGUCCAUCUUGGCCAAGCUAAAGCGCAAGAAGGGCCCUGGGGCAGCCAGUGCCCUGGAUGACAGCCGCAGGGAUACCAGCAGCAGUGACAUCAAUGGGGGUGUGGAGCCCACCCCCAGUACUGUGUCAACCCCCUCACCCUCCGCGGACCUCUUAGGGCUGCGGGCAGCCCCUCCCCCUGCUGCACCCCCAGCUCCCGUAGGUGGGAACCUCCUGGUGGAUGUCUUCUCUGACGGCCCCACUGCACAGCCCAGUCUGGGGCCCACUCCUGAGGAGGCCUUCCUCAGCCCAGGUCCUGAGGACAUAGGUCCUCCCAUUCCAGAAGCGGAUGAACUGUUGAAUAAGUUCGUGUGUAAGAACAGCGGGGUCUUGUUUGAGAACCAGCUGCUGCAGAUUGGAGUCAAGUCUGAGUUCCGGCAGAACCUGGGCCGCAUGUAUCUCUUCUAUGGCAACAAGACUUCCGUGCAGUUCCAGAACUUCUUGCCCACCGUGGUCCACCCUGGGGACCUCCAGACUCAGCUGGCGGUGCAGACCAAGCGUGUGGCUGCACAAGUGGACGGUGGUGCACAGGUGCAGCAAGUACUCAACAUUGAGUGUCUGCGAGACUUCUUGACGCCACCGCUGCUGUCGGUGCGCUUCCGGUACGGUGGCACCACCCAGUCCCUCACUCUGAAGCUCCCAGUGACCAUCAACAAAUUCUUCCAGCCCACAGAGAUGGCGGCCCAAGACUUUUUCCAGCGCUGGAAGCAGCUGAGCCUCCCCCUGCAGGAGGCCCAGAAAAUCUUCAAAGCCAACCACCCCAUGGAUGCUGAAGUUACUAAGGCCAAGCUUCUGGGGUUCGGCUCUGCUCUUCUGGACAAUGUGGAUCCCAACCCUGAGAACUUUGUGGGUGCUGGAAUCAUCCAGACGAAAGCCCUGCAGGUGGGGUGUCUGCUUCGGCUGGAGCCCAAUGCCCAGGCCCAAAUGUACCGCCUCACCCUGCGCACCAGCAAAGAGCCUGUCUCCCGUCACCUGUGCGAGCUGCUGGCCCAGCAGUUCUGAGCCCUGGACUUGCCCUGGGAUGUGGCCAGUGCCGGGCAGCCCUGGGAUGAGGCAGCUGUGGUGGAGGGGGCAGCGAGGGGGCCUCCAGUGGCAACAGCAAAGACCCCGGGUGGGGGCAUGCCUGGGAGCUUCCUCUGGCCUUUUGUAUUUUAUUUUUGUUCAUCUGCUGCUGUUUACAUUCUAGGGGGGUCAAGGGAAGCACCCUCCUUCCCUUGUCCCCUGAAGCACAGAGGGGAGAGGGGCCGAGGAAGUAGGUACCUCCUCCCCUCCCCACUCCUUGUUCCCCUCCCCCCUUUCCCCAUCCAGGGGCCGUGUAUUAUUGUGAACGAAUAAACAGAGAGACGCUAACAUUA
Molecule: messenger RNA, 3372 nt
Organism: Apodemus sylvaticus (European woodmouse)
Lineage: Eukaryota; Metazoa; Chordata; Mammalia; Rodentia; Muridae
Gene: Ap2a1
Product: adaptor related protein complex 2 subunit alpha 1
Exons: 23
Coding region: 152-3019 (955 amino acids)
Biological process (GO): clathrin-dependent endocytosis; intracellular protein transport
Cellular component (GO): membrane coat; AP-1 adaptor complex; AP-2 adaptor complex
Molecular function (GO): clathrin-cargo adaptor activity
Source: RefSeq, a predicted model, not a curated record